Molecule: messenger RNA, 2879 nt
Organism: Anolis sagrei ordinatus
Lineage: Eukaryota; Metazoa; Chordata; Lepidosauria; Squamata; Anolidae
Gene: PLBD2
Product: phospholipase B domain containing 2
Biological process (GO): phospholipid catabolic process
Cellular component (GO): extracellular region
Molecular function (GO): glycerophospholipase activity
Source: RefSeq, a predicted model, not a curated record
UGAUCAGAGCUCCCCCUAGAGGCCGCCCCCGGCGUAGCGCCCCAGGGCACGGUUCAGUUGGAAGGAGUCUCUCCUUGCGGUUACAAGCUCUUUCCCCGCCCAUGGCUUCUCCUUCGCUGCUCCGCUUCUUCGCCUUUUCUUUGCUUUUGGCUCUUUCUCCGGCCCAUCGGCCGCCUCCCUUCCCCGAUCCGGCUGAGGUCCCGACCCGGAGCUGCUCAGUGGUGCUGGAGCCCGGCUCGGCCGGGUUGAAGCUCAUCGACGGCUGGGCCCCCGGCGCCGUCGCUUGGGCCAACCUCACUGAAGGCAUCCGGCAGAACGGGUGGGCCUCCUUGGAGUUGACCACCAAUGAGAAGUAUAAUGACAGCCUUCAAGCCUAUGCUGCUGGAUUGGCGGAAGCAACUGUAUCUCAGCAGCUCAUCUACAUGCAUUGGAUGAACACCAUGGUGGGCUAUUGCGGCCCCUUCAAGUUCCAGACGGAGUACUGCCAGAAGCUGAAAAGCUACAUCGAAACCAACCUGGCUUGGAUGGAGCAGCAGAUGGAGCAGGCAGAAGGCUCUGAAUAUUGGUACCAGGUCCGCCUUGCCCUGCUGCAGCUGAAGGGCCUCGAAGACGGCUACAACGGGCGCAUGGCCUUCCCAACCGGGACCUUCUCCAUCGCUCCCUUUGGCUUCCUCUUGUUCCAGCUGGGAGGGGACUUGGAGGACCUGGAAUCGGCCUUCAACAAGUCCGGGAAGCAGUGUGUCCUGGGUUCGGGGUCCUGUUCGGCUUUCAUCAAACUUUUGCCGGGAAACCAGGACCUCUUAGUGUCCCAUGAUACGUGGAACGGCUACCAGUCCAUGCUGCGGAUCCUCAAGAAGUAUACCUUGCCAUUCCGGACUUCGGCGAACAAUGGCAGCUUGGUCCCUGGGUACAUCCAGGCUUUCUCUUCGUACCCGGGCACCAUCUUCUCUGGUGAUGACUUCUACAUCUUGAGUAGUGGCUUGGUCUGCCUGGAAACCACCAUCGGGAACAGCAACGGCUCCCUAUGGAAGUACAUCAAGGCCGAGGGCAGCGUCUUGGAAUGGCUGCGCAACCUUGUGGCCAACCGGCUUGCCAAGAGUGGGGCUGAGUGGGCCUCCAUCUUCCAGCGAUUCAACAGCGGCACAUACAACAACCAGUGGAUGAUUGUGGAUUACAAAUCCUUCAUCCCAGGCAAGGCAGACCUCCAGGAAGGCAUCCUUACUGUCUUGGAGCAGAUACCGGGGAUGGUGAUCGCAGAGGACAAGACCAAGUUGCUGUAUGAAGAAGGCUACUGGGCGAGCUACAAUGUGCCGUACUUUAAAGAGAUCUUCAACGCUAGCGGUCUUCCUCAGCUGGUGCAGAAGUAUGGCGACUGGUUCACUUACGAAAAGAACCCCCGGGCCCAGAUUUUCCGGCGCAACCAGACCCUUGUCCGGGAUCUGGAUUCUAUGAUCCGACUCAUGAGGUUCAACAACUUCCCAAAGGACCCACUGUCUCGCUGCCAGGGCUGCGACCCACAGCAGAAUGGAGAAAAUGCCAUUUCCGCACGUUCAGACCUCAACCCCGCCAAUGGCACCUAUCCUUUUGGGGCCUUGCGUCAGAGGGCCCAUGGUGGGACGGAUAUGAAGGUCACGUCCUUCGAGAUGGCUAAGCUCUACAGCUUUGUGGCUACCAGCGGCCCGACUUGGGACGAUUUGCCAGCUUUCCAAUGGAGCUCUUCUCCCUACUGCAAUCUGCUCCACAUGGGCCACCCCGACCUUUGGAGAUUCUCGCCCAUCCAAGUCCACUGGGGUUGACGCCUUUGAGGAUCGGACUUUUCCCCAUUGUGCUGGGCUUCUAUGCCGGGGGGCCUUCUCACCGUUGCUUUGCAUCCUUAGCUGGCCCUCUUUCUCCCAAUGAAAGGACACCAUCUUGAAAGGGUGAUAUAAUUAUUCCCAAAAAUAUAUAAUGUGGCAGAUUUGAAUAGCUUUCUGGGGAAUCGUUUUGGGUGCGGUUUGUUUCAAUUUACAUCACGUUACAAAAAUAUGCCUUGAAAACGCCUGUCAAAUCGCUACAUGGUUAAAUAGGGUUCCUGGGCAUUGGAGUGGGAUGGAUUGUGGGGCCCAGGGUAUGGUAAAGGAUGCCUUCCCAUUUGGCCAUUGCCUUAAAAGUGGCCCUUAGAUCGAAAAGGAUGGGAUAUGUCAUGUUGCAACCCCGAAUCCCAUUUCAUGUCAUUUUGCAGGGAGCCAAUUCAGUUGAGCAUGUGCAGAGUGCCUUUCCCUCCAGCUUGUCUGGAUUCCUAGCUUGAUUCUGCUCUGAGUCUCACUUAUCCACAUCUCCUUUGACAAAAAAAUGUAACCACUGCAUAAAAUAGCGCUCCAGAUCCAUAUGGGAUGGAAUAUGACAGUCCCAAAUUGGGACUGUUUUCAUCUGUUUCCGCUAUUGGCUUAUAGCCAUAGCAGUUGGGCUGCUAAUGGCUUUGGGAGAUGCUUAACAUGGUUGGGCAUUUUUAAGAGGCCUCUUUGCUUACUUUUGUUUGGCUAAUGAAAAGAGGAUCCUGGUCCCAGUUUUGGCCUCCCUUCCACCAAUCCUCUUUCUGCCAAAUAUCCUUUUUUUGCCCUCCAAUGCAAAGAACCAUCUCUUGAUUCUUCCCUUUCCAACCAACGCUGCUAAAAAGAAUCCCAGCUAGAGAAAGGACAAGGUGACAAGGGAUAUGUGAGCCUAAACAUUCAAAAGCAGCUUCACAAUCUUUUCUGUCUGAACCCAAAGUGAAGCAUUGUCUCAGCGCCAUAUGGCCCGCUGCUGUCCAUUAGGAUUUCUGGGUCAGACUCAUGAAGGAAUUUCUAUCUCUUGUGUGAUGUUGAUGAUUUUUUAAAAUGCUAAUAAAUGUCUUAUGCUAA